AUGGUUUCGUUUCGCACCCUUCUUCCCACAUUUGUCUUGCUUGCGUUUGCAGAAUGUAAGAUCAAUUGGGGAGGCUGCAACCAGCUUCAGGCACUUCAAUUCAACUCCAGCACCAUACCGGUACCUUUCCAAUGCGGGACACUUGAUGUGCCUCUCGACUAUUCCUCUCAGAACAGCAGCGAGAAGCUCACCCUCGAGCUUCUAAAGGCUCCCGCGCCUCUGGAGUCGAAGGGAUCUAUCCUGGUUAACACGGGCGGCCCAGGUCUCCCCAACAGACAGGAUUUCUCCACCUUGGCUCGGAACUUGAUCCCUUUGACCGGUGGCCAAUAUGAUCUGAUUGCCUUUGACUCACGAGGAACUGUCAACACAGCCCCUUUGACUUGUUACGAAGACCCGAUCCAGGAAAUCAAAUCCUUUCUCGGGCAGAAACCAUCCAACAAAUCAGAUGUAGCGGUGGGCGAGCUCUGGACUCGAGGAACAGUCGAUGCCGAGGCCUGUUUUGAGGCCGGAAGCAAAAAUGGGAGUGUCAUGACCACUGCUUUUGUGGCGAGGGACUUGGUCUCCGUUGUUGAUGCUCUGGAAGAAGAUGGCUUGCUGAGAUACUGGGGUUUUUCAUAUGGAACAAUUCUCGGCGCAACUGUAGCUGCAAUGUUCCCGGAACGAAUCGAUAAGAUCAUCUUUGACGCCGUUCAAAAUGUCCAUGAAUACUACCACGCGCAGGCAAACUUCGAAGAAUGGGAAUUGUCCGAUACACUUUUCUCCGCUAUUUUCUCCGAGUGCGUCAAAGCUGGACCUGAGCUUUGCGCAUUGGCGGCCCACAAUGAAACGGCUGAAGAACUCGAAGCCGCUGCUUAUGAGCUUCUAGAAAUCUCCAAGUACCAGCCCUUCCCAGUGGGUCAGCUAGUCGUGGACUAUGCAGCCGUUAAAUCAACAUAUGCACAAAGCCUGUACACGCAGAGAGCGUGGCCUCUCACGACAGCCCUUGUUGACGUGCUAUUUUAUGGCACAGAAAGCUCCAUCGAGGAGGUGCUAAGUGGGUUGCCGCACAUCAACAUCACUGGCUUAACGCUUCCAGGCUUGGCUGCCACUGAUAUCGCAUUGGCAGGUAUCUACUGCUCGGACAAUCAAGUGCGGACGGAGAGUUUUGACGAGUUUGUUCCCGCCAUCGAUAAGCUCUACAGUCUUAGCCAGAUCAUGGGAGACUUGGGUGUCAGUUCGUACAUGCGAUGUCAACAGUGGAAGAUCAAGCCCAAGGAGACCUACAGAGGUAGCCUCGAACACGUGCAGAUCAAGAACCCUCCGCUCUUCAUUGGAAACACCCUUGACGGCCACACACCACUCAAGUCCGCGUAUAACGUCAGCGCCAGCUUUGAGGGGAGUGUUGUCCUGGAGAUUGACGGCUAUGGUCACGGUUCCACCGCAGUUCCCUCUGAAUGUUCGCUCAAGGCCAUUUCCGCUUACUGGGUUAAUGGCACGCUUCCUGAGCCUGGCACGCGGUGUGCUAGGGAUGUCGAGCCGUACACGAAUGAUUGGUGGCCCGAAGUUUUCAAAGCUGCUGGUGUCAAUGAGACAUGGAUUCAUAAAGGAUAA
Aspergillus mulundensis is the source of this 1590-nucleotide messenger RNA. RefSeq lists its product as uncharacterized. The record is from RefSeq and is a predicted model, not a curated record. Lineage: Eukaryota; Fungi; Ascomycota; Eurotiomycetes; Eurotiales; Aspergillaceae. The transcript is spliced from 4 exons. The coding region runs from base 1 to 1590 and encodes 529 amino acids.